GCUCCCCUGUUAAAAACCAACCAAAACAACCCAAACCACACGGCAAACCUGCGCACCGCGCGGGCUUUCCGCUCCUGCCGCGCUCCGCAGCCCCGUCCCGCGGCGGCCGGGCAGGGCUGGGCCGGGCCGGGCCAGGGGAGGAGCGGCGGCAGACGGAAGUGAAAACAAGAGCGGGGGGCCGGAGCUGCCGCCUCGCAGACGCGCUGCGGUGUCCUCGCCUCUCCGCGCUGUGCCGCACUGCCGGGCAUCAGUUCUUUGGAUUUGGUCGGUGAAUACUAAACAUCAUGAGCAACUACAGCGUGUCUUUGGUCGGGCCGGCUCCCUGGGGUUUCAGGCUUCAAGGGGGCAAGGAUUUCAAUGUGCCUCUGUCUAUCUCUCGACUUAAUGACGGUGGCAAGGCAGCCCAAGCACAUGUGGGGAUCGGUGAUGUGGUUCUCACCAUUGAUGGGAUAAGCACAGAUGGCAUGACUCAUCUAGAAGCACAAAACAAGAUCAAGGCAUGUACAGGCAAUUUGAACAUGACUCUGCAAAGAGUGUCUUCUAUACAAAAACCUGAUCAUUUUCAUGUGACAAAGGCAGAACCUACCGAAGUAGUUAAGCCUGUGCCCAUUGCCUCUGCUGUUGCACCCAAAGCCACUGCCACAGCCAGCGUGGCUUUCAAUAAGACACCGAGGCCGUUUGGAGCUGUAACCUCCUCCAAGGUCACCUCCAUCCCAUCACCGUCCUCCGCCUUCACGCCGGCGCAGGCUGGAGUGCAUGCUAACGCCAAGCCUAACGCUGAGCCCUGGCCGCCUGCGCCGGCGGCUCCUAAACCUGCAGUUCCUGUCCCACGGCAGCACGGCGCCGACGGCGCCCAGGACGCAGCCGAGGGGCCGCGACGAGGAGGCAGAGAGAACCAGGGGGAGAGUAAACAGCAAAAUGGGAAAAAUCCACCCAAACGCCCCCCACGGAAGCACAUCGUGGACACCUACACGGAGUUCUACCACACGCCCACGCACAGCGACGCCAGCAAGAAGCGGCUGAUCGAGGACACCGAGGACUGGCACCCCCGCACCGGCACCACCCAGUCCCGCUCCUUCCGCAUCCUCGCCCAGAUCACCGGCACGGAUCACAUGAAAGAACCAGAAAAUGAAGCUGGGAAGAAGACUAAGAAAAGACAAACAGAAAAUGGAGACUUCAGCAUGCCUGCAGAUCUACCUGAUGGAGCAGGAACCCAGGAUACCUGUACUAAUUUGAAUAAAAAAUCCAUAGCUACCCCAGCUUUGGAGAUGCCACCUGCACCAGAAUUUCCAUCCACACCUUUACCGCCUUUGAGUGAAAACAAUGCUAGACCAGAACCUGCAGCUGCUCUUUUGCCGAUAGCAGAUUCCUGCCCUGGCAGUGUCCCUUCUCCCAGACUUUCUGAACAUGUUGCUGCACCAGCUCCUAUGAGGAAGAUAACCGUGCCUGCUCCAGAUGCAGCAAGCUCUUUGCCAGCAGAUGAAGCACCUGCUGUCUCCAAGAUGUGUGCUGUGGCCACACAGACCACCGAGUUCCCCCUGCCUGCUGACCCAGCUGGGGGGCUGCCUUCUCCAGCUCUGCAUGCAGGAACAGCCCUCGGGCUGCCUCCUGCCCUUGCCAGGCAUGAAGCAUCUCUGCCUACUUGUGAAACAAAUUCUUUCAAUAAAAUCUCAAGCUUUCAGUCUAAAUCAUCUGUAAGUCAUACAAGCUUCUGUGCUGCAAAAGUAAUGCUGGAAGAUCCUUCGGGAAAUCUGCCAAUCCUUGGACCCUCUCCUCCUCCAGCUCUUUCUCCUUUUGAGCAGAGAUCAAAAAUUAAGAGCAUGGCUGCUGCUGCAGUGUCUGCUGCGAUUGCUGUCCGGGCCAGACUCCACGAGCCUAGUGCCUACCGCUCGCUGCUGGAUGCGCUGCUCAUCACGCCUGUCGCAAAGCCUCCCCUGCCGGCCAGCGCGCCCUCCAGGAAAUCCACAAGUGCUCUGGAGUUGCCAAAGAGCAAGAGUGAUUCCCUGGAAGCUGCCCAGCCUGCCCCGGUGAGGAGCAUCCCUGCCUGCCAGGACAACGUGGAUGUGAGACCUGCUGCUGCCAACUCCUCACCUGCCACAGUCCUCAAGCCAGUGGCACCCCUGGGUUCUGCCAAGGGUUGGCAGCCUCCAAGCCAAGCAGCUCCUGUCAGUGGAUGGACAUCAAACAGUAUUAAAUCACCUGGAACAACUGCCCCGAGUGAAAAAGCUGCAACAGCACCUCAGCUGAAUGAGCAGGACACGUUGGUUCAGCGGGCGGAGCAUAUUCCAGCGGGGAAGCGCACUCCCAUGUGUGCACACUGCAACCAGGUCAUCAGAGGACCCUUCUUGGUGGCUUUGGGAAAGUCAUGGCAUCCAGAGGAGUUUAAUUGUGCCCACUGCAAAACCUCCAUGGCCUACAUAGGAUUUGUGGAAGAGAAAGGGAUGCUGUAUUGUGAGGUCUGCUAUGAGAAGUUCUUUGCCCCUGAGUGUUCAAAGUGCCAAAAGAAGAUCCUUGGGGAAGUAAUAAAUGCUUUGAAACAAACUUGGCACGUUUCCUGCUUCGUGUGUGUGGCCUGUCAUAACCCCAUCCGCAAUAAUGUUUUUCACUUAGAAGAUGGUGAUCCCUACUGUGAGACGGAUUACUAUGCCCUCUUUGGUACGAUGUGCCAUGGCUGUGAAUUCCCCAUUGAAGCUGGAGAUAGGUUUCUUGAAGCCCUGGGCCACACUUGGCAUGACACCUGCUUUGUAUGCUCUGUAUGUAGUGACAGUUUGGAGGGCCAGACUUUCUUCUCCAAGAAGGACAAGCCACUGUGCAAGAAACACGCCCACUCUGUCAACAUCUGAAACUUGGAGUUCGUCUUGUGUAACAAAUGUACUGAGCAGAAAGGUUAAAAUGUCCAUGUUCAAUAAUUGGUUAAAAUUAUUUAUACCAAUUUUUUCUAAAAUGUAAAAGUCAUGUGGAAACUUGCAGAAAGGAUUGUACACUAAUUUUUCAGAAUGCUUAUCAUUUAUGAUUUUGCUUCAUGAAAAGAAAGGUAUCAGGAAUUGCACCCAAGCCAAACAAUUAGAGUGUCUUUAUCUCUGCACUUCACACAUUACUGUAUUUCAUGAUUUUAUGACCACAUUUAUCUCUGUUUCAUUAUGAGAAGUGAAGCAUCUAUAAAAGUAAAUACCUGAUAUUAGAGGUCUCAGUCUUGCUGCUAUUCAAGAAAUAAAAGGAGUUUGGAUUCAGCAAUCCCAAUCACUUUAUUUCAGUGAUGUUUUUAAAGUGUGUCCAGAAGUAUUGCAGCUAAACUCCAUUAAAAAGAACUCAAAGUAAAGAUAAGAUUACACAAAAUAUAUAGUUCCAAAACUUUUUUUUUUUAAUCUGAUAUUUGUAUUCAGGAAGCUUCCUACAUAAUUACAUGUACCUAUGCCUUUGCACUUGAAUUUCUGAUGGGUUUGCAAGGGACAGAGGUUUUUACAAAGCAUUUAAAUGGCUAUGCUGGUAAAAAAAAUAUUUAGAAGGUGCCACUUAAAACAUAAAUGGGAUACUGUUCUGUAACUCAUGUACUACCAGAACACUAGCCAAAAUCCCAUGCUGCUGAGAGUGUGUUUGAUAGAAUGAAAAUGUCAGAUGAAAUCUUAAGGGAGCAGGGAUUUCAACUCUUGUGUUUGCAGUUCAGGUUUUAGGUAGCUUUAAGUGCCUUGUGAAGGGGAAAUUGUGCUGAAUCUGCAGGUAACAGCGUUUUGUAUCCAGGAUGUGAGAUUCUGGUGUUGAACGAGGGAAGCUGUUGAAGUGCAGCUGAGGACAUUGGUUUUUUCUCAGUACAUUCUUUACCAUGUAGCUCACGAAUAUGUAUAUUGGUGGUGUGCCAGGUAGCAUACUGAAAACUGAACUUUCUUACUCAGCUAUUAGGAUUUUUAUUAGUUAAGGAUUUAUUUUUCACCUUUCUUCCAGAUGUAGGGAAUGUAUUGUUAAAUGAUAUUCCAUUGGUUUAAGCAGCUCAGUACCUCUCAGAUCUUGCAAGGGAGCAGAGAGACAAUGCUGUCAUUAUGCAUUUGCUGCUAGCCAGAUCAGCUGAUUCUGUGGAUUGAUAGGAAUUUUGCAUCCACACAGAGAGGCAGCACAAGAGCAGUGCACCAGCUCAGUCCCCCUUAGCCUCACAUUAGGGCUCAACUGGUUUAAUUGGAGCAAUUGCAGGCAGCCAGGGAGGAGGUGUGCUCCUCUGCACAGGGUGAAUUUGCUUCUGCAGAAUAGUAUAACAGUGAAGGGGGCUCUCUUGGGACCAGAGCAGAUACCUGAAGGAAACUGAAUUUACAUGCUGUUUGAUUCAACUGGAGUGUCAGAGUUGAAUUGUUAGUCUUUAGUGCUCUUUCUAGUAGUAGACAUUAAAAAUAACCAUUUACUGGUUUUGUUGUUGUGGGGUGGGUUUUUUUACUGAUUAAAGGGAUAGUUUUAUCCAUAAAACCAUGGAUAAAAAAGUAAAAAAAAAAAUUGCUAUGGCUGAGUAAAGUAAUUGUAAUGAGGAGCAUCAGCAAAAGAGGAGGAAAGAAAACCAAAAUUGCUGUACUGAAAUAUGAAAAAAUAUUUGGCUUUUUAUUAAUUCAGUGAGACAGGUUCACAUUGUGGGGCUGUUUCACUUUAUUUCCUGAAGUUGCUUUUAUUCAAUAUUACCACGUUUCUUUUUUAACUUCCAGUGGUACAGAAGAAAUUUGGUAAAUUUGGUGAAUGUUGUUAAAUAAGAAAUUUGGUGGUACGGUAUAAAGCUGUUUAAAAUGUUUACACUCUUGUAGGUCUACCCUUUUGUGAGUUUGGCUGAAAAACAGAAGGGUGGAAGGAGACUGGACAAAAUACAGUAACAUAUAAUCCAGGUUGCUUUUAAAAUUAAGUGGAAUGUGGAGAAAUGAGACCUACGGACUAGGUUUCAGUGGAGCUUUAUUGCACAUGUGUGAGGAAAGAGGGGGAAAUGCACAGGAAAAGGCAUUCCAUAAUUUCUGUGAUUCAAACCUUGCAAUUUUAACAUAGGAUAAAAACUUCUCAGUUUGUCAUUGUCCUUAAAAUCCAGUUAAAUUUUGUUUAGCCUCAUAAUUUUAAUUGGAAUUUUAUUUUUAAUCCACAUGCUCUAGGGUUUGAAAUUUUGCAGUUGUUAAUGAAUUUGAGGACAAAAGCCUGAAAGGCUCCAAUAGAACUGCUUCAUUUAGCUGCUUUGCUUUUUAAUUUCUGCUUUUAUCUAUUUGUUUAAAAUUUUAAAGGAAGCAUAGAGUCACUGAUAGAUAAUGAAUAUUUAAUGGCUUUACCAAAUUAUAUAAAUCAAUUAAAAGGAACAUAAUUUUUAUCGUUAUUUUAAUAAGUGAGAUUUUAGUAGAGCACUUUAUAAUAAUGCCAUAUAUCUCACUGAAUAUUUAUUACCUUUUUUGUUGUUGUUGUUUAGAACUAUUUCAUUCUGGUAUUAUUUUGUUUUAUUUUAAGCCUGCCUUUACCUCUAGAAUCUUUUGGGGUCUGAGUGUAUGUGUUUAAAUAUACUUCUUUCUACAUGCACAUGUAUGCACAUGCAUCAAGAGACAUAAUUAUAAAUGUGCAUUUGAAUGCAGACUUGACAUAGCAAAAAAUCAUUUGGGGAUUUAGUGAGAUUCCCAACUGCUUUUCACACAACACACAUAUAGCAUUCAUGUUAUGAGGGAAUGUUACAGUCAGGACAGAUAUAUUAGUUACCUAACUACUGUAUAUCUUUGCAUGCAUUUUCAGUCAGGCAUUGUUUUUCUUCCAAAACUGCCUGUGAGAGAAUUUGGCUUAACUCUGUUUGGAGGUAGAAUGUCUUUAUAAGUGAAUAAUUCAUCCAUGAUGACAGUUUCAGUACGUUGUAAUGAAAUAAUUCAGGAUUACAUGUAAAUAUAAAUGCUUAAUAUAACAAUGCCAUAAACAUAAAAGCAGGUGUUGAGUUGUGGUUCAGUGUGUGUUGGUCUGUUAAUUGUGUACCUAUUUCUUCACAGAGCUACUUGCAUCAUCUAGCCAUGCCAGCUGCUUUGCAAACAUUGUUUUAUGCUAAACUACCAGCUCUUAAGUCCUGGUGAUUUCUUUGCUUGUGUUUAAUAAUCUUUGGUAUUAAAUUUUGUCUGUUCACAUUUGCAAUUUUAAUUACAAUUGAAAAACAUAACAAGCAAAUAAACCCUACUCAAAACCUGAAA
Molecule: messenger RNA, 6167 nt
Organism: Camarhynchus parvulus
Lineage: Eukaryota; Metazoa; Chordata; Aves; Passeriformes; Thraupidae
Gene: PDLIM5
Product: PDZ and LIM domain 5
Exons: 21
Coding region: 285-2843 (852 amino acids)
Biological process (GO): actin cytoskeleton organization; muscle structure development; heart development
Cellular component (GO): Z disc; adherens junction; stress fiber
Molecular function (GO): actin binding; muscle alpha-actinin binding
Source: RefSeq, a predicted model, not a curated record